This is a messenger RNA of Ilyonectria robusta, 2045 nucleotides long. RefSeq lists its product as uncharacterized. The record is from RefSeq and is a predicted model, not a curated record. The transcript is spliced from 3 exons. Lineage: Eukaryota; Fungi; Ascomycota; Sordariomycetes; Hypocreales; Nectriaceae. The coding region runs from base 17 to 1840 and encodes 607 amino acids. Gene Ontology annotation, biological process: regulation of DNA-templated transcription; DNA-templated transcription. Gene Ontology annotation, molecular function: zinc ion binding; DNA-binding transcription factor activity, RNA polymerase II-specific; DNA binding.
CAUUCAUCACCAAUCCAUGGACUUCUCUCCCAAUUCGGCCCUACCCAAGGCCAGAGAGGGCCGGCCUGCUACUCGCUCUUCGCUCGCUUGUCUGCCCUGUCGAUCCCGACACGUCAAGUGUGAUGGCACACGGCCGCACUGUAGCCGGUGCGUGGAGUCGGGAACCCAGUGCGACUAUACUAAAUCGCGUCGAGGCGGACUCGAUCGUGCGACUCUUGCUGAGCGUCGCAAGCAACUUGUCGCAGCGGAUCGCGCUUCAUCAAUUGCCAAUCUGGCUCUUCCUUCGAGUCCAUCCGUCCUGGUUUUGGCUGGGGCCCAGCAGCUGGACAAGGACCAAACUUGUCUGUUCGCUGGGCCGCCUGGCAGACUUUUCCCUGCAUCUCUUACAGAUCGUUCCUUCAACAUUGAGCAUGAUUCUCUCAUCGAGUCAUAUUACAAGACCUUUCAUAAAUUCCACCCAUUAGUCUUACCUCGCACGCACCUGGCGAGACUCUCCCAAGACCCAGGCAGGCAGGCCAGCUUAAAGCCCCUUGUUGCCGUCAUACGCUUCAUCGGCCACCUUUACGACUCGCAAGAAUGGUCAACUACGCUUAAGGACUCCGUCGACGUCUUCUUCUCCGAGGCGCCACAUACAGACCCGUUCAUGGUGCAAUGCCGACUGUUAUACUCCAUGGCUCUAUUCUGGCGCGGCUACAGCGCCGACUCAAAACGAGAAAUGGAUGCAGCUGUCCGACUCGCCCUCCACCUUGAAAUGUUCCGUCGCGAAUUCGCCGUUAAUUAUGGAUGUGGAGAUGCCGUGUUGACCGAGUCGUGGAGACGCACAUGGUGGACGCUUUACUUGGUGGAUGGAUACUACGCCGGCACGCUGGGUACCAUGAAGUCGGAAUUUGUCGAUGUGGAAGCGACCGCGGAUUUGCCUUGUGAGGAGCACGAGUUUGAAUCCGGUGAAAUCCCCGAGCCGAGGACACUACAAGAGUUCGACUGCCGCGAGUUCGACUUAGGCAACAGUUCAUUCUCCUCUUUUGCAUAUCUUAUCGGCGCCGUACGAUGCAUCAUACUGGCGUUGUCUACGGCACCAGAAAUUGCAGCAAAGGAAGCAUCCACGCAGGUGAUUCAGGCUGCUGACGCCAUCAUUGACGGAUGGCUCCUCUUACUCCCGAAAGGCUGCAAGCAGGUCUUGGCCAAAAAUGGAGAAAUCGAUGAACUCAUGUUCCAAGCACACAUGGUUGUUCAUGUAUCAAUUAUCAACUUGCACCGACCUUUAUCGGACCUGAAAUUCAACCCCGUAGAGGAAGUCUCAAGUUGUGCCAGGGAGCCUCCCCCGGAUAGGCCCAUUCCAGAGCUCGUCAAUGUCCACACCGUACGAGUUCUACGCUCUGUGGAAGCACAGAUUCGCCUUCUCGCCUUACCCGCUCGGCCAUUCAAUCACACACCAUUCGUCACAUGCAUGGUCAGCGAGGGAACGCUUGCGCUACUCUCAGCUUGCAAUUUCUUACUGAAAGGAAGGGAGUUAGCUAUAGCAAGAGAUCAGAUCCGCUUGACCGUCGGCUGCCUCAGAGCAUUAGGGGAGGUGUGGCUGCGAACGGCGAGGAAUUUGCAGGAGAUACAGAUCAUUGCUCGUCAGGUACUGGGAUUGGACCCGAAGGGAGCUGGGAGUGUCUCUACCGGGUCCGCCGAAGCACCGAGUCUCUCUGGUGGCGAAGGACAGACAACGUCUGGAUCUGAAGUUGGGCCAUUGAGUAAUGAUCUGUUCUCUGCGAUGGGUGCUACAGACAGUACCUGUGGGUGGUUUGAACUCGACAAUCUAGAUUUAGAUCUCCCACAGUGGAGAGAUGAGUAAUGAUUCAUGAGGGAAAAAGGAUCCUUAGAAGUCUCUACUCAUGAUAUGAUUUACAAGGAUGCAUUACGUCCGGAGGGAUAUCAAGCAGGCAAUAUUCGGAAGAAAAUGGAGUGAUUUGAAUCGCACAAUAUGCAAUAGAGCUGGAAAAUCACCUAGUCACCCUUGUGUAGAUACUAAUGAUGGGUAGACGACAACAUACCUCAAC